Messenger RNA from Vicia villosa (hairy vetch), 754 nucleotides. Its product is annotated as RNA polymerase sigma factor sigF, chloroplastic-like. Bases 152 to 619 code for a protein of 155 amino acids. NCBI's taxonomy places the organism in Eukaryota, Viridiplantae, Streptophyta, Magnoliopsida, Fabales, Fabaceae. The record is from RefSeq and is a predicted model, not a curated record. The transcript has 4 exons.
UUUUGUUUCAACUUUAUCCAUAUCUAUAUCUAAAUAUCAACUGCUUCAUUUCAUAGGAAAAAAACUUCUCAUGCACAAAUCAAUCUUCUCCAAAAUGAACACACACUCCCUCACACUACAAUUACUCUAGUAUUAUGGUUUUACUUCACCAAUGGAAUCUGCAAAGACUGUGUUCUCUUCGUCUCCACUUUUUCCUACCAGAAUUCACCCCAGGAACACUCUUCCUUCAUCUUCUUAUACUUCUGUUUUGAUGCUCCGGGAACAAGUUGCGCCAACGGUCACCUCGUGGUGUACUAGUUUUUCGGCUCAGAAUUUUCCUACUUCAGUUCUUUUACAAGAUCAGUGUAAUGAGUAUAGGCCUCUAUUGCAUGUAUCAAAGAAAGACAAGACAUGCCAGGCAACAAGGCAGAUGGAUAUUGUCACGGUUCAAGAAGAGAAUGACACCGGUAAUGCUGUUCAAGUAGCUCAUGACUUCACGAAGCACCUGCAUCUCUUGCCUCGUUUAGAGAAUUUAUUAACUUCCACGGGAACAGAAGUGGAUACUUCUUCAACUUUACAGAAUGUAGAUGGUUUUUGUAUGGUUUCUGUAUGGUUCAAGAAUAUAGAUAUGAUAAAGUAGAGAUCCAAGUUGAUAAUAUAAUUGUAGUGAGGGAAGUUCAGAGCAAGAACAAGAGAAGAUGGCAAGGCAUGCACAUGAUGCGCAAAGUGCAAGACUACUUGAACAACAUUCCUAAAUGGCGAGUUAAAUAUAUUC